Papilio machaon (common yellow swallowtail) is the source of this 2211-nucleotide messenger RNA. Its product is annotated as lipase member H-B. NCBI's taxonomy places the organism in Eukaryota, Metazoa, Arthropoda, Insecta, Lepidoptera, Papilionidae. Gene Ontology annotation, molecular function: lipase activity. The transcript is spliced from 2 exons. The coding region runs from base 750 to 1862 and encodes 370 amino acids. The record is from RefSeq and is a predicted model, not a curated record.
AGGGGUGUGGGUGAAAAUUUAAUGGAGGUGCGGCACUUCAUGGUAGGUAACAGCACAGAUAGAAACCCAAAGUGUUCAGCAGCGUGUAUUGCAGGUGUUGUUAAGUGGCCCGGUGGCGACCUGACGCCAGCGCGGAACAAACAUGACGCAAAAUAUACGGAAAUCCGCGGCACUCGUCGACAUGUAAAUAGAUAAUUUUAUUAUUUCGCGUAGGAUAUCAUUAUUGUUAUCUUCCUUCUACUUCAGAAACAGCACGACCUACUUAUACGUUUAUAAUUAUAAUUAAUGAGAAGGUCGGGACAUUUUGCUCUAUCUUAUGGUAAUUACAUUGCUUCGUCCUUGUUUGUGUAAUAAAUAAUUUUAUACAUUUACAAAAACAUUUCAAUUUAAAAUUGGAAAAGAAGUAACGGAACACUUGUGAAUGGUUCAUCAUGACAAUGUCGACCACCUAAUACUUUAUAUUACACGGUGCGCAUGCGCAACACACUACGACCAAAACUAUACAACAAUUCCACAAUUAUCAGAGUACGAAACCGCUGAGAUGGGCAGUAAUUACUUAUAUCAAUGUCAAAUGAAAAAGUCGACGUGCCUACACGAAUACAUCAAUCGGCAAAUCAGAAUUAUGGUAUAAUAGCAGACGACGACUUCCUGAGUGAUCAAAACGCGAGCGAGACGCGAACCGGUCACAUCGGCAGAGGCGAUCUCUGCGGCCGACACGCACAAAAAGCAGCGCGCGCGUAGUGCAGGCGAUGGCGCAGUGCGCGGCGGUCACCCUGUUGGGCGUGCUGGGAGUACUGGGCGUGCUGGGUGCGGUGGGCGCCAAAGGCGCGGAGGGCGGGAGCGGCGAAGCGCCGGAUCUGGCGCAGCUGCUGCCGCCGCUGCUAGGGGCCAGCUUAGAAGAGCUCGUGCGCGUCGCCUCUAACUCCUGCGACGCCCUGCCGCUCGACGCCCUGUACUCGCAGACGCACGUGCCCGACGUCCAGCUGAUAGAGUACGGGCGCGACUCGCAGCUAGCCUACCCACUGUCGGAGGCGCACGAACGGCUGCGGGCGCGCCUUCCCGCCGCGCUCGCCGCAUCCGCCCUAACACUCUACGUGCCCGGCUGGUGGAACACGCCGCACGACGACUCCAGUGCUGCCAUAGUUUCCGCGUUGCUGGACCGCCACGCAACCGUGCUGCUCCUAGACACGCGCCCCGUCUUCUGUAAGGGGUACAUCGCCUCCGCGGCCGGAGUCGGCGGUCUCGCGCACCGCCUCUACAAGUUCAUCAAGAGCCUGCAGACUGAAGGUUGGCCGCUGUCCUCGGUGCGGCUCGUUGGCUUCAGUCUUGGUGCGCACGUGGCCGGUGUCACCGGCAAGCUGGUUCGCAAGCACCUGCACCGCCGGCUGGAUCGCAUCGUGGCACUGGACCCCGCGCGGCCGUGCUUCGCGCGCCCCUCGCGUUGGCGGCUGGCGAGCGGCGACGCGCGAUUCGUGCAGGUGGUGCACACGAGCGCCGGCGUACUCGGCCUCGCGGAGCCGCUUGGGCACGCAGAUGUGUAUGCUAACGGCGUACUCGCGCCGCAGCCCGAGUGUGAGGAUCGCAGCGCGGCGCUGGCGCUAGGCUGUGAUCAUGCGCAGGCGUGGCGGCUGUACGCUGCCUCGGUAUCGGACUCGCGCAUCCUGAGCGCCAGCCGUUGCGCCGACUGGGCCGAGCUGAGCGCCGGGCGCUGCACCGGCGCCGAGGCUGCGCUGGGAUACUCGUGCAGCGCCGAUACGCGCGGUCUCUACCUCUACAAGUCGCCAGCGCCAGCGCGCAAACAGGAGCCGCAGCUCCGAGUCUUCAAUCCGCUCGACCUCUUCAGCUGGCUACUCCAAAGAUAAUGUUUGUUACGUCACUCGCUGACUCACUUGCAGUUUUUAAAUGGUCCCUAAGGGAGUCUCUUAGUAUAGUUAUAGCAUCAACAAAAGCUGUAGAACGAACAACAAAAAUAGUCGUAGUCCGUGUAGAACAAUUAUUCCGAUAAUUUAAUUACCAAAUAAAGGCAUCGUGUCACGGAUUGGCCAAAUGUUUCCGGAGUGUUUUAUAGAAAACGUCUCUCUUAGCUACAGUUUAAAUGAUAUUUUAAUCCAACACAUCACUUUAAUUAUUUACUUCUUUACGUAUUUGUGAUUGGCAGAAGUAGGCUUACAUCGUCAUAAUGUGAUUGUACUGCUUCAGCGAUAGCGACAG